AUGAUUCAAGGAGGAGAAACUUUCGUGGAAGUUCUUCAAAGUCAUCAAUCUUCCCAACUGGUAACCAAAGAACGCGAAGAUCAAUCUGCUCCUGCCGCUUUGGAAAUAUCCGAUAAUUCCAAUUGCAGUAUAACUGUUUAUGUUUAUAAAUUAGUUUUGAAAAUGAUGAGACCCAUGGUCCUCGAACAGGGACAGAGAUUCACCCUCAGGGACGGUUCAAUGACCUUGGGAACCGGAGUAGUAACCAAAGUGUUGCCUUUAAUGAAGGAAGAGGAGAGGCUAUCGCUCACGGAAGGUAAAAAAGCCAGAGAAAAGAAAUCCGCCAAGCAGUGAAGCAAAAACUAAUAUUGUGAAUUUAUUUUAAUGUUUAUGUUCAAUAUAUUUAAUUAACCGAUGUUUUAUAGAAUUUAAUCGGAAUAUUUUCCAUAUACAUGCAGUGUGUCCGGA
Messenger RNA from Ceutorhynchus assimilis (cabbage seed weevil), 447 nucleotides. The record is from the annotation of a GenBank genome assembly. Lineage: Eukaryota; Metazoa; Arthropoda; Insecta; Coleoptera; Curculionidae.